Molecule: messenger RNA, 2532 nt
Organism: Prunus avium (sweet cherry)
Lineage: Eukaryota; Viridiplantae; Streptophyta; Magnoliopsida; Rosales; Rosaceae
Product: DUF724 domain-containing protein 7-like
Source: RefSeq, a predicted model, not a curated record
UUGGUACUUAAAAGGUUUUUAUAUAAUCUGUUUUUCUCUGGAGAACCAAAAAGUGAGAGAAAACAAGUAGGAAAAUGGUUAUGAAGCGGAGCCAAGCGCAUUUGAGCAAGGAUUCAAAGGUAGAAGUUUGCAGCAACGAAGACGGGUACAGAGGUGCAUGGUUCCCAGCCAUAAUCCUUGACCCACACCCCUCAGAUCGCUCACCAAAGAAGAAAAGGAAGAGCAUUGGCAACUCAAGCAAGGCUCUGGUUCAGUAUGAGAGUCUGGUCUCUGAAGAUGACCCAAACAAGCCACUCACUGAGCUCGUUGACGUGAGCUCCAUCCGGCCAGUGCCGCCUCCUGACAAUCCUGACCAGCCCUUGGAGCCAGCCGACGUCGUAGACGCCUAUUACCGUGAUGCUUGGUGGGUGGGGGUUGUGAUGAGGUUUGAGGAUGACAAGUAUACCGUGGGUUUCAAAAACCCACCUGAUCUGCUUGAGUUAAGGCGCUCUGAGCUGCGGCCUCAUUGGGAUUUGCAGGACGGCAUAUGGGUUGGUGCCCAGAAGGAGAGGAUGGUGGGAUCAAUUUUCAGCCCUGGGACAGCGGUGGAAGUGAAUCUCAACGAAGAACAUCUAUUCUGUGCUUGGUUCCCAGCAAUUUAUCUUGGUGAACUAGGGGUCAACUCUUUCUUGCUUCAAUAUAAGAGCUCAAACAACUAUGAUGUUAAAGUGGUCAUAGGUAGCAAACAGAUUCGGCCUCAGCCUCCAAAGUUGGCGGAAAGAGAUUUUAGGUUGCUGGAAAAGGUGGAUGCAUUCUGUGAUAUGGGUUGGUGUGUCGGAGUGAUUAAAAAAGUGAUUACAGGAAAAAAGUAUAUGGUCGGUUUUAAAUUCACAGAGGAGGUGAAGCAAUACAGUCAGUCAGAAUUGAGGCCUCACAUGUACUGGACGGAUGGAAGAUGGGUUACUAUGAUCAAUGGAAAACGGGUUACUAUGAUCAAUGGAAACUGGGUUCCUUACUUUAAGAAGACUAAGCAACAGCAGGUUGGAGGACUGGACAAUCGAACAAUAGUUUCUGAUAAACGAAAAGUCAAGAAGGGCAGUGAAAUCAAAAAUGCUGAUGAAGAAAAUGUUGAAGAUGAGUAUGGACUAGACAACAUUGAAUCUUCCGGUAUAAGGUCAGAUUCUGAACUAACAGGGGGAUCUCAUGCUGGAACAUUGUGUCUGCUCCCCAUAGAGGAGGUUGAAUGGAAUGAAGAUGGGGUGCGCAGUAAAAUAAAAGGGAAUGGAAAACUGCCUGAAUAUCUUGUUGAACACUCAAAAGAUCCAGCAAAAGGUGAGAAGCACAAUGGAACUGGAGUUGUUGCUAAAGUUGAAUUGACUAAGACUCAAGCUGUCAAUGAUAAUGGUUCUGAAGAUGCAAUGGUCGAAGCAGAAACUGAAGCUACUGCAAUUGAUAUUGAGAAAAUAAUAGAGGGCUUAAAUAACCCUGCAGGGUUUUCCAGCAAACAAAAUGAGGUCAGAGGAAGACAGGUUGAAACUGGUGUAACAGAUUCUGAAGAAGGGAUGAAAGAGUCAAAAACUGUGGAUACUGCAAUGGAUUACUCAACAAAAGAUGUUCAGGUGACUGUGACCGGAAUAUCUGCAACGGCAUGUGCCCAUGAUCAACCUUUAUCACUGUGCAUAGAUGAAAUGCAUUCUGUAAAAGCCAUAGAGUGCUCAAGUAAUCCUGCUAGGAUCACCAACCAACAAAAUGAGGUUAGAGGAACACAAGUUGAGCAACAAGACAGUCCACAUUCGCCUUUUGUGAGAAGUUCUCCAUUUUGGGAAAGUAUUGAAUCCAUGGAAAUAUUCAAAAGAUUUCCGCAAAAGCCACAUUUUCAUCCUCUGGUGAAGUGUAAAGCAGUUUGUCGUGAAGGAUCUGCACUUGGAAAUAUGAUAACCUUUGCCUCUUUGGUAGAGAAGACUUCCAAGUUGCAAGUUGGCGAUCCUAGAGACUUAUUUGAUAGCAAUUUGGAAGCACUGGUUGACUUGGAAAUGUUGGGAUUUGAUGUCAAAGCAGUACGACAUCGUCUGAAGGAAUUGCUAGAAAUGAAAGUUAAGUUGGGGCAGCGUCAGAACCAAUCAAAAGAAGUUGAAAUUCAGAUAACGGAGUGUACUCUUGACAGAACCAGAAAUAAUGAAACAAUCAGUCAGAUUGAUACGAUGAUGAAGCACUUGCAGGAAAAACGGGCGAUGCUGAUGUCAAUCGAUGUGGCCAAAGGUUCUGAAAUUAGCAAGCUGCAAUCUGAAGCAAAUGCUAUCACUGAAGGCAUUCAGAAUAUCCAUCGUGAUUUUGAGAAAUUCACUGCUGCAGCAUGGUGAUUGUUGUGAUUCUGAUGGAUGUCCCUUGAGAUUACCACUCUUUUAGCUGACCCUUGAAUAGUUUGGAGCUAGGUUUGUCCAUGGAAACUGAUAUAUAAUAUUUAUACUCUUUUGAAUGUAAUAUAAUGAUGGAAGUGAUACCAAACUGUUCUGUAGUUUUUUAUAACAGCUAUUAGCCCUAGAAUGCUGGUAA